This is a messenger RNA of Staurois parvus, 231 nucleotides long. NCBI's taxonomy places the organism in Eukaryota, Metazoa, Chordata, Amphibia, Anura, Ranidae. The record is from the annotation of a GenBank genome assembly.
AUGGAUAAAGAACGGCUGCGCAAAUUGAAAUCCUCUCAGCAAGAACCAAUUACAUACUUCCAGGGUGAAGCUACAUGCAAAAACAUACAAGCUGAGGAAUACCUGGAAUGUUCGGCCAAAUUUCAGGAGAAUGUAGAUAAUGUGUUCAGAGAAGCCACGCUCAUUGCACUAAAUGGCAUGAAAAAGGAAGAGAGGAUGAAAAGGAAGCACAAGAGCUGCCUGCUUCUCUGA